Molecule: messenger RNA, 1065 nt
Organism: Penicillium macrosclerotiorum
Lineage: Eukaryota; Fungi; Ascomycota; Eurotiomycetes; Eurotiales; Aspergillaceae
Product: homoserine kinase
Exons: 3
Coding region: 1-1065 (354 amino acids)
Biological process (GO): L-threonine metabolic process
Molecular function (GO): homoserine kinase activity; ATP binding
Source: RefSeq, a predicted model, not a curated record
AUGGAUUCGUUCGUGAUCAAAACCCCUUGCUCCUCAGCCAACAUCGGCCCCGGCUUCGAUGUGAUCGGCCUGGCAUUAUCCCUCCACCUUGACCUCCAUGUCACCGUCGACCGCUCCAAGACCACCUCCGAACUUCCCUUGAACUGUGCCAUCACCUAUGAGGACCAAAGCAAAUCCACUGAGCAGAUCAGUCUCGACCCCGAGGUCAAUCUCAUCACCCGCGUCGCCCUGUAUGUCUUGCGCUGCCAUAACCAGCGCGCUUUCCCCGUCGAGACCAAGGUGCACAUCAUCAACCCGAUUCCCUUGGGUCGGGGUUUGGGAUCCUCGGGCACAGCUGUCGUCGCUGGUGUCAUGCUGGGUAAUGAAGUGGGCAAGCUGGGCCUAAGCAAAGACCGCCUGCUCGACUACUGCUUGAUGAUUGAGCGACACCCGGACAACGUGGCUGCAUCCCUCUUCGGAGGCUUUGUCGGUACUUACCUGAACGAGCUGAAGCCGGAGGACGUGGCGCGCAAAGAAAUCCCUCUGAGUGAAGUCCUCCCGGCGCCAGCUGGAGGCAUCGAUACCGGCAUUAAGCCUCCAGAGCCCCCUCUGGGCAUUGGUCAUUAUCGCAAGUUUGACUGGGCGCCGGAGAUAAAGGCUAUUGCCAUCAUCCCAGACUUCGUAGUGCCGACGGCCAAUGCUCGUAACGUCCUCCCAGAUACAUAUUCUCGAGCUGACGUGGUUUUCAAUCUUCAGCGUGCUGCGUUGUUGCCUGCGGCCCUGGGCAGUUCCCCGCCGGACCCUGAUAUGAUUUUCCUGGCCAUGCAGGACAAGGUGCAUCAGCCAUACCGCAAGACGCUGAUUCCCGGUCUGACCGAGAUCCUCCAAUCUAUGACUCCGGCCACACAACCUGGCCUACUGGGUAUAUGUCUCUCUGGCGCUGGGCCAACCAUCCUGGCCCUGGCGACCGAUCGCUUCACUGAGAUUGCAGACCGCAUCAUCGCACGGUUCGCUACCAACAACAUCACCUGCCAAUGGAAACUGCUCGAGCCUGCCCAGGGUGGUGCUACCGUCAUCCGGGAUUAA